AUGGACUUGAGAAACUCUGCACGUGGCUUUACCAAGCUUCAAGCUCAAUUUCGAGGCAAUAAAAGUCGUCGAAUCCAUACAGAGCGCGCACGUAACAAUUUGCCUUGGUCUCCGUUCGUGCCCGCAAAGCUUGAAGCUGUGUAUGCACUGCUGGAGGUAGCAAAUUUACAACCCGGUGAGACGAUGCUUGAUAUCGGUAGUGGUGAUGGCCGCGUCGUCAUUGAAGCUGCGGUGCAGUGUCUAGAGCUCAAAAAAGCUCGAGGCGUUGAGCUUGACGAAGCUCUCGUGGGUCUAUCAAAGCGUCGAAUUCUGGAGCGAGCAAACCAGGAAGCGAUGAAAUCUAUUGGAAGUCACGAGCAAGAUGUAAAACAGAACAAAAUUUCAUUUGCUGCCACAACAUUAAUCGAACGAGUUGAGAUCGUGCAUGCCGACUUUAUGGACGUUGAAAUGAAUGAUGUAGACGUUGUUGUAUUGUUCUUCUUGCCACAUGAGCAACUCGCCAAUGCAUUGCAAACAAAGCUGCGUCCCGGAACGCGUGUAGUGACGUAUGUGUUUCAGAUUGCUCAAUGGAAACCGGUCAAAGUGAUCUCAACUGUACCGUUCAUGACGGCGAAAGGAUCUUCGCCCAUUUACCUUUAUCAAGUGCCAGACGUCACAUGGCGCCAAGGAUAG
Molecule: messenger RNA, 672 nt
Organism: Plasmopara halstedii
Lineage: Eukaryota; Oomycota; Peronosporomycetes; Peronosporales; Peronosporaceae
Product: cyclopropane-fatty-acyl-phospholipid synthase
Exons: 2
Coding region: 1-672 (223 amino acids)
Biological process (GO): regulation of mitochondrial ATP synthesis coupled proton transport; peptidyl-lysine trimethylation; positive regulation of proton-transporting ATP synthase activity, rotational mechanism
Cellular component (GO): mitochondrion
Molecular function (GO): protein binding; histone H3K79 methyltransferase activity
Source: RefSeq, a predicted model, not a curated record